This is a messenger RNA of Gavia stellata (red-throated loon), 2249 nucleotides long. RefSeq names its product cell death inducing p53 target 1 (gene CDIP1). The transcript is spliced from 6 exons. Gene Ontology annotation, molecular function: zinc ion binding. The record is from RefSeq and is a predicted model, not a curated record. Lineage: Eukaryota; Metazoa; Chordata; Aves; Gaviiformes; Gaviidae. Bases 196 to 804 code for a protein of 202 amino acids. Gene Ontology annotation, biological process: intrinsic apoptotic signaling pathway in response to DNA damage by p53 class mediator; tumor necrosis factor-mediated signaling pathway.
GGAUCCUGCUCUUAGUUGAUUUGCCUGCUGGGUUAUGGUGGCACACAGAAGGCCAAACGACAUGUCCGAGGUCCCAAGAUUCGGUGGGGUAAGACAGCUUCCAAACUACACUGCUCAGAAGAAUUGUUUUUCUCAGCUCUGUUGAGACCUCUGAGCUCUUUUGCUGCAAGGAAGAGGACAGGGCCGCCCUGAACCAUGUCCAACGACCCUCCGCCACCCUACCCGGGAGGCCCCUCGGCACCACUGAUAGAAGAGAAGCACGGCCCACCCGUCGCAGCAGAUGGCGUCGCCCCUGUUGUGGGACAGCCCCAGGGGGUUCCCAUCCCCCCUCCUGAAUUUGGGCCCCCCCCAUAUGAGCCACCCUCACAGCCGGGGUUCGUGCCACCCCACAUGCCCGCAGACGGCUCCGGGCCCUACGUGCCACCUGCAGGUUAUUACCCCCCGCCAGGCCCUCACCCCCCCAUGGGCUACUACCCUGCCCCGGGCCACUACCCCUCUCCCGGCGGCCACACGGCGACAGUCCUCGUCCCAUCAGGGGCUGCCACCACAGUGACGGUGCUGCAGGGAGAGAUCUUCCAGGGUGCCCCGGUGCAGACGGUGUGUCCCCACUGCCAGCAAGCCAUCACCACCAAGAUCACCUACGAGAUCGGGCUCAUGAGCUUCCUCCUUGGAUUCCUCUGCUGCUUUGUCGGGUGUGACCUCUGCUGCUGCCUGAUCCCCUGUCUGUUCGAUGACUUCAAGGAUGUGACACACACGUGUCCCAACUGCAAGGCCUAUAUCUACACGUACAAGCGCAUGUGCUAACAGCACUCCAGGAGCCCGAGCAGCUGGAAUGACACCAGCCCCUCUCCCGCUGCCGUCCUAGUCUAUGCGUGUGCAACACUCCUUCGCUUAACCCUCCGGUGGUGUGUAUGUGUGUGUCCCCGGCUCCCUCCUGCUCAGAGCUGCGACCACCUUCCCCAAGCUCCGGUCCUCGCUGUGAACGGUUGGAUUGGCAACGCUGGCGCAGGUGCACAGGGGCAGUGGGCCCGGGCCCCAGAUGCGGUGUGUGGGGCUGCCCUGCAGCAUGCAGGAGGUGGGGGGGCGGGAUCCCUCUGCACCCCCUUACGCUCCAGGGCGCUAGUGCAGCCCCUUUCGCCUGGAGCAACCCGGGGAAGAGCAGUAGCUGCUGUGGGCACCCACCUCCUCCCUCCCCCUGCCCCAGCGCAGGGGUGCCUGGCUGCAGGGACAUGCUGCCCCACCCAGGGAGCUGCUGCAGGUCAGUGGGGGCACCUGCCACCCAGGAGGGGACAGGGGACCCGAGCAGCCCGCAGCACACAAGGUGGGAAGGCAGCACGGCCCCUGUGGCCAUUUUAGGAAGGGGCUCAGUGGUAGCUCAGUGUCGAGGAGACAGAGCGGGCACUGCCACGUGUGCCAGGUUUCAGCACGGUUCACGGCCCUCUCCAGCCAGGUCAGCACGCAGCCGGUAGGUGCGAAGCCCCUUCCCAAGGGGCAGGCAGAGCCACCUGCGAGGCCUGGGGCAGGGGGGAAGCGGCAGCAGCACCGCACCCUUGAUCAGCACCUCCGUCCUGCCAGAGCACCCGCCAGCGCCCGGUGGCCACGGCUGCUCCAGCUGCAUGCGCCUCCUCCCAGCCCCUGCUGUGGCUCUUUUGGGGAAGGAAAGCCCCCGGCAGUUCCUCGCCCACCUGGCAAACUGUUAGCGAAAAAAAUGCAUCCGGCAUGUCGCUACCUGCCCCGGUGCUGUAGAUUAGAGGAGUUUGUUACCAGGCCGCAGCUGGCUCGCAGCUCUGGAGCAGACCCGUGCCCACCCGCUGCAGAGCCACGUCCUGAGCCCGGUGGGGUCUACGGGUGCACAUCCUGCAGCACCCAUCCUGCCACCACCGCAGCUGCACCCUGUAGGGUUCCUUGUUGCAUGUGGGUGUAGGGGUUUAUUUUUUAGCUCACUUGAUGGGGGGGCAGAAGGAAGGGGGCAAGCAGGAGCUGCCAGCAGCACUAUGACAGAUGAGGGCAAGAGGAUGUGGGAGCUAUUUUCAGCCUCUCCGUGGCUGCUCCUCCCUCUCCCUCCCCUGGCCCUGAGCCCCUGCAGCCAGGGCAGCUGGAGCGUGCAGCCCCCCCGAGCGAAGCAGGGGGGUCUCUCAGCACACAGGUCUGCAAACACAGCCGGGCCUGCGCAGGCAGCUGCUGUUUGCUCAGAGGUGAAACUGUGGCACUAGUCAGUGUUUUUAUGUAAAUAAACAACGGACCCUGAA